Halichondria panicea is the source of this 3502-nucleotide messenger RNA. RefSeq lists its product as uncharacterized. Gene Ontology annotation, cellular component: phosphatidylinositol 3-kinase complex, class IB. Gene Ontology annotation, molecular function: 1-phosphatidylinositol-3-kinase regulator activity. The transcript has 18 exons. Lineage: Eukaryota; Metazoa; Porifera; Demospongiae; Suberitida; Halichondriidae. The record is from RefSeq and is a predicted model, not a curated record. Gene Ontology annotation, biological process: positive regulation of MAP kinase activity; G protein-coupled receptor signaling pathway. The coding region runs from base 4 to 3321 and encodes 1105 amino acids.
ACCAUGCCUAUCUCGAGCUCAAAAGUGGACUCGAAGUGUUUCAAUCUAUGCCUCAAAGUUGAAGAGUUCUUGAAACUGGAGAACUAUGGUAAACCCAACCUCACCCCCCCUGACUUCUGGAAGCAGCUGUCUAACAGUGAGGAAGCUGUGAGCAGCUAUAUUGUAUGCCUCAUUGCCAAGCUCAUCUCAUUGGACAGCGAACACGGUCUGAAGCCACUAGCUGGAGUGUACAGGGACCUGGUUGAGCUGCCAGUGGAGUACUCCAAGUACAAGUCCUGGGCCUCCAAACCUCUCCCAACCAACACCAAGAGCAGUGCACUCGAGUUGCAGUUCUCCAUUAUUCGAACCAUUAAGCAUCUCAAGGAAUGGCACGGCUUCACUCCCACCAUGCAUCUGCGUCAUAUGUACCUACGCUGGAACCUGGCUCGCAACUCUGACGAUACCAAGAAAGCUGAUGGUUUUGAGGAGAGUGUGAUCAAAACGUUCUCGGUAGCCCAAUCCAAGGAGGUCAGUAUCUCCUCUCCCCUGCACAAGGUCAGCUUCAAAGAAGGGGUGGGGCUGAUGUCAGAACAUGAGGAGAUGGAACUGACUCGGGUCCUUGUGGAGAGUGUCUACUGUAAUCAUCGGAGGUCACAGUUCGGCCGCCUCCCUCCAGACCAGUGCCGCCUCUGUGUCUAUGGCAACGACAACCUCUCGUAUGUGCGUCUUCGUCACCUCGUCUCUUGUAAGCCACACCUCCUCCAGCAGGCGACCAAUCAGGUGCUAGGGAUCAUCAAGAAGGAGAUAUCUCACAGCCAUGACUAUGGUGACGGUGAGGUCCUCCUACCCAUGCUCCACCUCUUCAGGGAGCUCAUCACCAUGCUGGGUCCUGUGGACACGAUGGAGGUAUAUAGAGCAGUGAUACCAUUCUAUACAUGGCCGCUAGCCCACGCUGAGUUCUCUCGUCGUGUACUGGACCUCAUCCUACUGGAGGGCAAGGUUCGCGGGACCAACUUCAGACGCAAGGUCAUGGCCGAGCAGAACGUUGGAGUCAAGCUGCAUGCCACCAGGAUUCGUCAGCAGCUAGUUCACAUGAUGGUAGACACCUCCCACCCUCUGUCACGUGGGGCUCUCUUCAACGACAUCUUCUCCCUCCAACAAGAACCUCUUGAUCAGCUCUCACUGCAGAGACUGCUCAUUAGGAAUUGUUUCAUGUCAGUGAUGCCUCACGAUACUGACAUUGUUGAGCUGGAGGGGAAGCUACGGCGACUCUCAUCGGAUGCCUUGAGGAAGUUCUGUCACCAGUUACUAGAGCUGACAGACAAUGCCACUAACACUAUACCUGAAGAGGACCCAGUGCGCACUCUCACUAACCAGCUCAAGCAACUCCACACAACCAUCAAGCAGCACGCAGAAUCAGAUGAGCAACGAGACAGUGCCGUCAGCUGCAGCAGUUCCGAUGAUGAGCUCCAGUUCUCAGAGGGUCACUUGUCAUCUUUCCCACUCCCGCCCCCACACUUUCACACCCACUCACUCGACAACACACAAUAUCCAACAAUCCUCGUCAACUUCAGAGAGAUACUUAUCAAAUCUCAACAAAAGGCCACCCCCAAAAUCUCGAGGCAGGAAUAUGUGGAGGAGCCAGAUCGUGUGCCAAGUAUUCGCAAACUGCCUUCUUCGAUUGAGGAAAGCCUGGAUAGUGUCGAGGUCUUGACUAAUGGCGAUAGUGAACAUCACAUGACAAACGGAGACAUUAACCACGUGCCAAACGGUGAUAUUUCUGCAAUUUUGGACGACAAAGAAAAUGACACAUCAACGGAUAUGAGCCAAGAUUCGUGUCCUCCUAGUUCACCUACAACCCUUGCUUUCUCUACUAGCGAUGACACCAUCUCCAACAAGACAAGUGAUGACCAGCGCUCCCCUCAAGCUAGUCAGGAUCAUGAUCCCCCGACACCAAAGCAGCUGCUCGAGAGACGACAGACGUACCAUCAAGGAAUGAUUCCUUCUCGUACCAACAGUUUAUCAGCGAAUGCGACUGGAUCUCCGGGCCUGAGACGGUAUCCUAGCAUGAGCGGGGGGACACCUCCUACCCGAUCUAUGAGUAUCAGCAGCAAUCCUCUCAAUAGUCUACGAACACAACUCAAACGGAAGAGCACUUCGUACAAUUUAUCAGUGAAGCGUCGCUCUAGGAAAGAGUCUGCUAGUACAGUGCUGUCCCCUACUCACAGGCCAAGUUUGAAACUGGUUAAAAUUGUACUAGCCGGUAACGACAUCAUGGUGAGUCACGCUGCUAAGGCAUACGCUCAUUUGAGAAUGGACGAACCAAAUCUAUUCAGUGGAUUGGAUAUUCGAUUCUACCACGUGCCUCUAUCUAGAGCGUCAACCCUGUAUGGGAUAGAUAUGGGCGGGGCUUCCUCUCCACCUGACCACCCAGACCUGCCGGAGCCGAUGAUGGAACAGUUUAACACGAGUGGUAAUGAUGUCCACAUUGGCAGAUUCCUGGCUCACAUGGACAGCUGGUACGAGCGUAACCUCAUGAUAGCAGCCCACCACCUCCUCAGACUACUACCAGCCGAUGUUCCCUUUGAUCCUCCAAAGUCCAAAGGUCUCGGUGACCGAGCGAUGUCUCCCAUGGCAACGGAGGGUGAUGGUUCUCAAUCCAACAAGGUGCCCAUGACUCCAGCCAAGCUGCUCAUUGACACGGUAGCCCAGUACACUCAGGAGGCAAGUCACUGUAUCCACAUGAAGCUGUUCAGAGUCAAGAUGAGUCUGAAGAAUGAAAAGAGUGGCAAGAUAGAACAUCGUGAGGUCAUCAUGCUUCACAGAUUAGACGUUCAGAGACUCUCCGGGAAGAAGCACAGUCGACAAGUAAAACCAUUUGAAGCUAAUGUCACAAUGACAGAGCUGGCUCUCGACCACAGCCUGAGGCGCUCCGAGAUAAUGGAGAUGACGAAUGUGUGGGCGGUACGGGCUAGUAAUAUACCGCGUGCAGGUGACACUGGUGUGCCCAACCCAGAGAAUGAAAGUUUUGAGCUGACAAUUGUGAAGGCCCAGGUUGAGGGAGGUAGGUUUGGUGGCAGCAAGGUGCGUGCUCAGGAGGAGACCCUCCAUCACUCAUGUGACCUGAUCCUAGAGACGAGGGACAAGCCUCUCACUGUCAUGGUGGACAAUGAUCUGGACAUGCUCGUGGAGAACGUUAUCAGGCUUGAGGUGGCACCAGCCUACUUGGACCAAUCAUUUCGGUCGGCUGCCACAACCAGUCUAGCCUCAAGACGUAACGACCACAGAGCAGAAAAGCAACUGGACUUCCCCUUAAUGACCUUCUGGCCUAUAGAUCUUUGAUGAUUGUGUAGAACGCAACGAGUGCAAUAAUAAUUAUAAUACUUUUUUUAAUGCUAUAGCACACACAUUUAUAGCCACAUUCACUUUUUAUGGAAAUUUUUAAUUUAUUUGAAAAAUGUGUGUAUAUACAAAAUUUCUGUUUCUAUGGUGUUCUAUGAUUGUUUGUUUGUUGCUAUGACAA